Molecule: messenger RNA, 4816 nt
Organism: Paramormyrops kingsleyae
Lineage: Eukaryota; Metazoa; Chordata; Actinopteri; Osteoglossiformes; Mormyridae
Product: muscarinic acetylcholine receptor M1-like
Biological process (GO): cognition; G protein-coupled receptor signaling pathway, coupled to cyclic nucleotide second messenger; saliva secretion
Cellular component (GO): dendrite; synapse; plasma membrane
Molecular function (GO): G protein-coupled acetylcholine receptor activity; G protein-coupled serotonin receptor activity
Source: RefSeq, a predicted model, not a curated record
GUACGCACGUCACACUGCUGCGCGGCAGGAUUAGUGGAUAGUCGUUCUAGGCGGAAUUGGCAUGCAGGGAAAAAAAAAUGAUGUUGCGGACAGGAAACGGGAGCCCAAUUAACACAACUUGGACUUACAUUUGGACUCUUCGUUUAAGUUGAAAGUUCGUAAGUAGAGGAGCGUCUGUAGUGUCUUUUGUGUUUUGGUUUUGGAAGGAGGGACACCACGCAUAACUCCCUUCGGUCAAGUUUCAAGAUCCAAAAUUUUUAUUUGCCACAAGCAUGAAUGUAGUGGCACAACAGCAGUGAAAUUGCUGCUACUCCAGACUGUGCAAUCUGCUCCAUGUGUUUGCCUCGAGGAGUUAAGUAGAAGACAGCAGGAUCUGGAUUGGUUAAUGAGUAACUGGCUGCUCUCCAGUCAACAGCACUUCCUACUGACGCUGCAGUGACCCUGGAGCUUCCCGGCAAGGAGCCACACUUGUGACACAAUCUGCAGUGCUGCCACAAGGGUAGGUGUCGUACGUUGGCUUUACUUCAGUCCUCUAACCAGACGCCCAGCCUUCUUCACAGUCACCGUCCUGACACGGUCACUGCGUUGUAUAAUGACCGCGACGGCGACGCGAAUAGCGGAAUGCAGAGCCUUUGAUUCGCUUUGAGGAGGCACGUUUGGAAUGAAUCUAUGCCGAUCUGAGCUCCGACACUUUCGUUUGUUUGCAGGGGUGACGUUGGUGGAGGGUGGCCCACUGGUUGAUCACAAGGGAUGGCAGCCUACAAGAAGGAAUGUGGAAGGUGACCAGCUCCAGUCUACUUCCAGUGUCUGAAGAAUGGGACCAGUUUUAAAGCCAUUGAGCUUGACCCUUCAGCUUGGCUCCACCCUCCUGCUCCAUCCAUUGCUGUAGCCUCUCACUUCUCCUCCAUCAGCAUUAUGAACAUCACCUCCAACCCUCCCAACACCUCCCAGGUCCCCAACACUCCAGCUGAUCCCCUGGGUGGUCACACCGUCUGGGAGGUUGUUGUGAUCAUCCUCAUCACCGGACCACUAUCACUAGUAACCAUCAUUGGAAACCUGCUGGUGAUAAUCGCUUUCCGGCUAAACAGUCACCUGCGCACUGUCAAUAACUACUUCCUGCUGAGCCUGGCUGUGGCUGACCUCAUCCUGGGCACCAUCUCCAUGAACCUUUACACCACCUACGUCAUUAUGGGCCGCUGGGCCCUGGGUGACCUGGCAUGCGAUAUCUGGCUGGCGAUCGACUACGUAGCUAGCAACGCCUCCGUGAUGAACCUUCUAGUAAUCAGCUUUGACCGCUUCUUCUCCGUCACCCGGCCCCUCACCUACAGGGUCAAACGCACACCCAGACGAGCAGCCAUAAUGAUCAGCUUGGCCUGGGCCAUCUCCUUUUUCCUCUGGGCGCCUGCAAUCCUGUUUUGGCAGUACAUAGUGGGUGAGCGGACAGUAGAGGAAAACGAGUGCUCCAUCCAGUUCCUUUCUGAGCCAAUCAUUACCUUCGGGACAGCCAUCGCCGCCUUCUAUCUCCCCGUCACCAUCAUGAUCAUCUUGUACUGGCGCAUCUACCGGGAGACUGAGAACCGUGCGCGAGAGCUGGCAGGAUUACUGGGCUCGCCGGGCAUGGGCCGCGUUUCCCAGAGGUCGAGGCCACAGCUGGCUCUCUCGAGCAGCACCAAGAGCAGCAGCUCCAGCUCUGAAGAGACCCAGGCUGAGGAGUGCAGGGACAGCUGCUUCAGUACCCAGCAGAGCGUACCAAAGCUGCUGAUGGGGGAGGAAGAGGACGGGGCAUCGCCAUCACACUCUGGGAGGAGAUACUUACAAUCAAAGAUCAACGGGAGCUGGAAGAUAGAUGACGAAAAUGGCUCCGAAUCCUCCUCGUCGGAGGAGGAGAACGAAAAGGAUGAGAAAGGUGCUAUGGUGGUACGUGUCCCCCUAAUCCCAGUGAAUGACGGCCUGGGAGGCAGUAAAGACUGCUGUGACUCCGGGGUGCAAGAUUCUGACACUCACCAGUCCGACAGCCAGUCGUCCUUAGGCCCAGCUAAGCCCUCCUCGCUGAAGUGGCCCAAAACUAAAAAGAGACGAAACACCUCCGUCAUCAGGGAGAAGAAGGCCGCCCGGACGCUCAGCGCCAUCCUGCUGGCGUUCAUCCUGACUUGGACUCCCUAUAACAUCAUGGUGCUGGUGUCCACCUUCUGUGAGCACUGCGUGCCCGAGAGGCUAUGGCAGCUGGGCUACUGGCUCUGCUACGUCAACAGCACGGUGAACCCCAUGUGCUACGCCCUGUGCAACAAAUCCUUCCGGGUCACUUUCAAGAUGCUGCUACUGUGCCGUUGGGACAGGCGGAAGUGGACCAAGCAUCACAUGGGAGCACCUUCACCUCUCAGGCCUCACAAGUCCAGCAGUGUUGUAUGAUUUACUCCCUUCCUUUCACAUCGGAGGUCCAUGUAACUAUGAUGCCAGGCAACCAAACUGUAAACAAGUGAUUUUUCUUUCGUCUAUAGUUGUUUGAUCGCUUCCUCAGCCCGUGACCACUAUACCUGUCACUCGUGGAAAAACUGGUCCUUGCUGCUACUCAAUAUACAAGUAGCAUGGAGAAGUGUUUAGGGCACUACCAGGAGCAUGCACAAGACAUUUCAAUCUCGGUAUGAAUGCGUGCAAGCAUCCCUGUGCACCACGUUUAUGCUACAGAUAAAAAAACAAAACUGAAUCUUGGUUGCCAUUGGACCUGGAAGCUUAAAACCUGACAGUGUUUAUUUUUUUUUUAAUGCUCAGGUUAUUUUGUUUACUUGUUGUGAUGGUGAGACUCGUGAGGUUAAAUUUGUCACGCUAAUAAGAUACACGUUUAUUUUAUGGCUUUCUAUAUUUUCAAUGUGUGUUUCCACAGUGUAUUGCCAGCUGAUCCUAUUGUCAACAGAAAUGAUUAAGACGUACCGACGAAGGUAAAUAUCUCACUGGCAGAUUAUACUUUCUUCAGACCUGGUGAAAAUAUGGAUUAAGCAUCCAGCAUGACUAAUCAAUGUCAUACUCCAUACCAGUUCCAGGAAAGACUUUCACAUCACAGUCUAAACCAACUAAACUGUGCCUCCCCUAUAUUUACAAAUGUGUCUCUUAAGCAGUCUCAUUUGUCCAAAUAAAUCUUUUCCCUACGGCUCUGUUGAAACGGUCUGCUAGGGCAGGAAGGUGCCAGGAUGUCCCAAACCCUCCGGGCCCUCGUUUCAGAAAUGUCCGGUUCUGGUUAGUUUUCCGAUUUGGUUUGGAAUUUAGCACAACAGGAACAUAAGAUAGAGCAAUAAUCUACCUAAAUAUUACCAAGAUAUUCAGCAUCAGGAUUAAAGGCUGAUAUUGUCCAGAGGGGCUGUAUUCAGUUUGUAGUUAAAAAGGCUUUUAUCAAGCCGAUUACAUUCUACAUCAUGUUGAUGGUUUUAGGUUUGCUCACUAAACACUAAAUUGCAUGAUUUGACUGUUUUAGACAAAAAAGAUCAAAUUAAACUUAGAAUAUCUUGCGUAUGAAUUAGUCAUCAUGCUGGUCUCAUGCUGGCCAGUACGCCCACAAGUUCAUUGGUACUGAGAACUACAAGAAUUUAUGCAUGUUUUCAGAAAAAUAAAAUUGACAUUUUUUUUGUAACUGAACGGUCAGAGUGACCCUAGCUGUGAAAAUCAAGUGCUCAAAGUAGGUACUUUAACCUCACUGCCAAGGGAACAAAUCACACAAAAAACAACUGAACAUUUGGUCAAAGACAGUGUGCCGCAUUGCUAUUUUUAUCGUGAUUAAAAAAAAAAAAAAAAAAAGUUCCUUGCCAUUUGGUGUGGCGUUAGUCUUCAUCACAGCCUUGCUCUUGUGCUUGUCCAGAAUCGUUAAAUAACACUUCGUAGUUUUCAGACAGAUGCACCUCCAAGAACAGGAGGGGGAUGAUGAGCUUUGUCAGCUACGCUAAUAACCAAGUUUUAGACGCGCAGACAUACAUUUUGAUGGAACGUUACGCCUCAACAUAAUCGCUAUCCACUACGAGCUGUAAAAAUACAAAAGUACACUCCCCCAUCCUCCAUUAUGGUCUACCGCUGCAAAUAAGAACAAAACAAUCUGGCUACAUUUUGUGCCGAUUCUUUAGACGCAAGAACAUUGUGCGACUGUCACAGCUUUGUGUGUGGGCACUAUACUACUCCCACCAGUGACGGUUGAUUGGAUCCCUGGACUGCACCCCCCCCCCCAGCCCCCCUCCCCCGCACAGCAGUUCUGUUUACACCAUCACAAACAUGCCCGUCAUUUCUAGCUAAACAUCAGUUUUUAAUUCUAAUUCUUUGUUCCUGAAAGUGAAUUUAGUAUUAAUCUCCCCUAUCAGCUGAAGUCAGACUAGCGUUGAGGGUGUUCAGAACACAAGUAUUACAAAUUAGGGUAUAUUUGAAUCACAAAGCAAAUUCAAAUAUUUAAUUCUGGAUGCAUUGGCUUAUCUUUCCUGCCUUAUAAGAUCAGUUUUGAUGGAAUUACAAAGAGGCUAUUAAUAAAUACCAGUUAUUGAGUCACAUUGUCUUUGUGUACAUUUAUGCACAAAUGGCAGACUAAUGGUACCAACAUGGACAAAAACUAGCUCAGUGUAUCCAAGGCUGAGAGACACAGGAUUCGUACGAAGCCAGAUGAGACGACUGGAGGAUGACAAUUUAAAUUCCUAACAUCAUUUUAACGUUUCUGUUCUGCUUAGAAUGACAAGCAGGCCCCUUUGACUCCUGUGCAAGAACCAACGCUCACUGGGCGUUUCACAGAAGCUGGACAAUCAUGCGCUUGCUAGCCCACGAAGAGUCCAAAUACUCAUCUAAAGAGCCA